Styela clava is the source of this 2784-nucleotide messenger RNA. The record is from RefSeq and is a predicted model, not a curated record. Lineage: Eukaryota; Metazoa; Chordata; Ascidiacea; Stolidobranchia; Styelidae.
GCCUCUCGGCUUGGCAACUUACACGAACAGUGGAGGUGAAAGGUCAGAGUUACACUGUUGCAAAUGUUAAGAUUUUGCACAACUGCACUAUGCUGCAUUAGAAACUGAGUAAUGAAUGCAAUUAUAUUGUAAUUCAACCAAUAUGUUGGGCGAAUGCGGUUCAGUGGAAAUAUCCUUUAUCAGUCUAUGCAACUGAAUAUAAGUUAAUGCGGUGUAUCAGCAGAGUACGGUCCGGGUACCGGUCACUGUGAUUGUUAAUUUCUCUGUGGUUGUGUGUGGGGGUGUCGGUGGGUACCGGUACGUGUGUAAAAUAAUUUUAGGUGAGUGAACACGUAACACUUCUUGGCAAAAUCUUUCAUCUUAUAUUCUAUACGUUUUAAACCUUAUCUAAUGUUAUGUUUGCUCUUCUGAUUUCAUAAUCAGUUUUAUUUAUUUAUUUUUAUCAAUCCUUUUAUUGUUAUUCUGAUUAUAGGCAAAAUAAACUUAUACUUAUAUAGCCUACGAUGUUCAUUCAUAAAAUCGAAAUAAACUUAUAAUAGUCGAGCCAAAUUUAAAUUUUGUUGACUUCCAAUGACAGAAUGAACUUACAGACUUCUGGACUUACUGAUCUCUUUACUAUUACGGUACUAUAUUCAGAUAUUAGCAAAGAAACUUUUUGUCAAUCCAAUAUUUUGUUUUUGAGAAGUAGUUAUGGGAAUCCCCACUUAAUGCAGCACAGCUCACCUUUUGCAAAACAGAUCUGUCCUAUUUAGCUAUGAAACUGAAGAUUUCGAGAAAAUGCCAUUUCACUUUCACUGGCCGCAAUAAUUAUAUUGUAUGUUUAGAAGUCUUGUAUUGUAAUUGACCUGCAUUAAAACGUGAUAUAUAUUAUCUGAGGUGGGAACUAUGAUAUACACAUGAUAUAGCAUGGGUAGACUAUUCCAAUCUAUCACUAUCUUAUACUCAUAUACUUCGAAUGUUAACAAAAUGUAUUAUUUUUAUGCAUGCAUUAGAAUUGUUAUAUUUAGUUUCUGAUCUGAGUAAGGUUGAGCUGACUGAUCAUGAAUGAAGAUUACAUUAAACAAACAAAUUCAACCCAAGCAAGUUUGCUUAUGACAUCACUCGAUAGCUUGAGAGAACAAAACAUUCUCCGCGAUUUCGAUGUGAAAGUUGGUGACAAAUCCUUCUGUGCUCAUCGCUGUGUCUUGGCAGCCUCGUCAGGAUACUUCAAAGCGAUGUUUACAAGCAAAAUGAAGGAAUCUCGUGAUGGGUUUAUCGAUAUGAAGGAUGUCGAUCAGAAUGGAAUUUCCCAAUGUAUAGAAUUCAUGUAUAAAGGAGUGGGAAAUUUGAAAAUGGAAUACGUUCAACAAAUCCUGCAAGCAUCCAACCUGUUACAAAUGGUUGGCUUGACAAACUUUUGCUUCCAUUACUUGAAAACCAAUCUCUCUCAGACCAAUUGCCUUUCCGUCAUCAAUUUGGCUCAAGCGUACGAUCGCCUUGAUAUAAAAGAACAAGCAGAACAGGUGCUGAUCACUAAUUUCAAAUCAGUAAUUUCCUCUGAGAUGUUCCCGUUCAUUAUCAAGCCAGAUCUCAUUCGUUACAUAAAAGUUUCAAAUGUGGGUUAUCAAACAUCAUGGCAAGCUAUGAUAACAUGGGCAAGAGCAAAAGAUGAAGAUGCAGAGAGAUGUUUUGCCGAUCUUGUUACAGUCAUCAAUAUCCAGACUUAUCCUUUCAAAUUUCUUCUGGAGACUGUGUUGGAAGAACCACUGGUGAAAAGUAAUGACAUUGCAAAGAAUUCAGUCAUCACUGCAUUAUUCUCUGAUGUCAAGAAUCUUGAGACAAAUCUCGAGAUUGACAACUGCUUCAUCCUGAAGAAUAUGGCUGAAACUCAUCAAGUUACCAACCCAAAUGCUGUGAAAAAUGUGAUGAAUCAAUUCCUGGAAUCAAAUUUCGAACAAAUCAUUGAGAAAAAAGGGUUUUGUGAUAUCAGCAAGGAUGACAUCACAAGGAUUUACAAAACCCCAAACACAAAAUAUUCUUCUGAGACUGUUAAAUGGCAUGGAGCUCUUAGAUGGAUAAAGCACGAUCUUCAAAAAAGGAAAACAGUUUUUCAUGAACUGUUCAGCCUUCUUGACCUGAAAAAAUUUCCUUUAAAAUUUCUGGAAAAAAACAUCCGCUCGGAAAUUCUAGUCAAUGACUCUCGUAAAUGCUACGAUAGACUUUUUGAUGAAAUAUUAUCUCGAGCAAGAAAGAGUUCACAAUUUUCUAAUCAGUCAGUCCAGCAACCAACAUCAACAAGAACUAGAGCAGAUAGAGAAACAUCCCUGGGCAACACUGCAUCAAGUAGUCACAGCUCUAGGAAUGUCCAAGAACCAGAGAUGGGGGCAGUGGGUGGAUACAGGAGUGACACUUCAGAAUCUCAGUCUUCAAGUCAAGCUACUUCAUCUGGUCUGAUAAUCAUCAACCAACAACCACCUGGUGGAAGCAUGUCAGUGGAAAGGUUGAGGGAAUCACUGCCAGGAUAUGAAUUAUGGGUGAUGGGCACUUAUGCCAUCACUUACUCAUUCCCUGCUGGAAGUCUGAAUGUGAGCCAUGGUGUUUCAUAUGAGGCAAAGAAGUUCACUGAAUAUGUGCCUGCUAACCCCUACCCUAAGAACUUGCUACGGAAAGCAUUCAAUACAGGAUUGCUCUUCAAGAUUAAGAUAAUCAGAAGCUACAGAGGAGAGAUAAUAUGGAAUAAUGAGUUUCCUCAUAUAACUAACAAACUUGGGAGGUCCAGAUAACAAUGGAUAUCCUGAUGAUGAC